Messenger RNA from Vombatus ursinus (common wombat), 3275 nucleotides. It is a transcript of the gene SLC39A11, whose product is annotated as solute carrier family 39 member 11. Gene Ontology annotation, cellular component: membrane. The record is from RefSeq and is a predicted model, not a curated record. Gene Ontology annotation, molecular function: zinc ion transmembrane transporter activity. Gene Ontology annotation, biological process: zinc ion transmembrane transport. Lineage: Eukaryota; Metazoa; Chordata; Mammalia; Diprotodontia; Vombatidae. Bases 224 to 1249 code for a protein of 341 amino acids. The transcript is spliced from 10 exons.
AAGCUGCUCUGCAAGGAUCCUGACGGUGAUGCAAGAGGGUGGAGCCUGAAGAAGGACUCCCCCCUCCCCUCCCAAAAAAAGAAAUCCCACCUAAGCGAGGGCUACCCCAGCACCUACCCAACCAGAGGUCCAGGCAUUGGUCAGGAGGGGGUCUCUUCUCCUGGGUGGGCCUUCCACCAGUACAACCCCAAUCAAGAUCACACUGGCUUCAGGGGCUUUCAGUAUGAUCCAAGGCUACAGUCCUGUGUUCCAAGCCUUGCUGGGGACCUUCUUCACCUGGGGUCUGACAGCAGCUGGAGCAGCCCUGGUUUUCAUCUUCACCCGUGGACAGAGACGGAUCUUAGAUGGAAGCCUUGGAUUUGCUGCGGGGGUCAUGCUAGCUGCUUCCUAUUGGUCGCUUCUGGCCCCUGCAAUUGAGAUGGCAGAAUCCUCAGGAAAUUUUGGUGCCUUUGCUUUCUUCCCUGUGGCAGUUGGCUUCACCUUUGGAGCAUCUUUUGUCUACCUGGCUGAUCUUCUGAUGCCUUACUUGGGUAUGGCUGAGGACUCCCAAAUGUCCCUAAUGCUGAGCUUUGAUUACAAAUCAACGAAGGAGAAAGCCAACGCUGAAUUCCCCCUGCCUUUCCAUGAGAAUGAGCUUUCUAUCCGGAUAGGAAGAACUGGACUUCAUUCAGACAAGAGUGAGAAUGGAGAAGCUUACCCUAGGAAGAAAGUGACCACUACCGGCAUGUCUGAUGACUCUGCAUCCUCCCGGCCUCCCAGAGAGAACAGAGGAAAGCAGGGCAGCAAUAGCUGGAGACGAAUCCUGCUGCUCAUUUUAGCCAUAACAGUCCAUAACAUUCCAGAGGGUCUUGCUGUUGGAGUUGGAUUUGGGGCUGUUGGAAAGACUGCAUCUGCCACCUUUGAAAGUGCCCGGAAUCUAGCUGUUGGAAUUGGGAUCCAGAAUUUCCCUGAGGGCCUGGCUGUCAGCCUUCCACUUCGUGGUGCUGGAUUCUCAACCUGGAGAGCCUUCUGGUUCGGCCAGUUGAGUGGCAUGGUGGAGCCAGUGGCUGGGAUCUUUGGUGCUUUCUCUGUGGUCCUAGCUGAGCCCAUCCUUCCUUAUGCUUUGGCCUUUGCAGCUGGUGCCAUGGUCUAUGUAGUCGUUGAUGACAUCAUUCCUGAAGCCCAGACCAGUGGUAAUGGGAAACUAGCAUCCUGGACCUCCAUCCUGGGAUUUGUGGUGAUGAUGUCACUGGAUGUUGGCUUGGGCUAAUGCCAAGGAAUCUUCAGCUUUAAACAUGACAGAACAAGGAAGGAGGUGGCAGUUGACUUCAGUGGAACCAGGAACAUAAUUCUCCAGAAGUGGAUUUUUAUUUUUACUUUUUUAAUUUGGGUUUUAAAUCUUGUUCUCCUUCCCUUCUCUGAUUCAUCUUAGCAUCCCAUAUAGCCAGUCAUUAAUCUGAUUGCUUCUUAAUUACAACAUGAUUCUUGUUAUUUUUAUUUUGAGGGGAAUGUUGAUGUUGUUGGAAUUGUAAGAUGGCUUGGAAUUCUGGAUUUUUGUUCAGCUACUAAGCAGAUUCUUCGCUCAGUGGGGUUGGCGGUGAGUGACAUAUCAGAAAGGCUACCAUCAGGAGAUCGGUCUUGUGUAAGAUUUCUCUUUGCCUAAGGUUCUGCUCACAUUUGUUGGACAUGAUCUCAUCCCUAUCCCCUCGGACUUGUACCUCUAGCGUGGAUGGGACUCCCGAAGGUAACCUCAGAAAUGGGAUACCCUGUGAACCAAGAGGUGAGCUUCUGAGCACCCUACCCCCUCCCAUACACACACACAUACUAAGGACUCAAAAGAGGGAUGCCAGGUAGCCUUUUGUCUCUUCCUUCUACAUCUUCACCGUCUUUGAUCCUGGGGCCUUGAAGAGCUUUUAUGCCACCUACCAAUACUGAAUUCAACCAGGAGCAGAACUGGAAUGUCACUUAGACAACAUGGCCUACUUGCUAAGGCCAAAACAAGAAGUUUUCUACCUUGGUACAUACCCUUCCCCACCUUUUCUAAGGGAGGUGGGAUCAGGGAGAGGGAUAAAGCCAAGGGAAAAUAGACUGGGUAUUCUGUUUUUUUAAAAAGCAAGAGGAGCUAUUGAAGUUAAAGAAAACAGAUCAAACUGUAAUCAUUUGGGGUCUGCAAUGGAAAGGGCAGUACAGUAGCUUGCCUGGUUUUCAACUUCUGCAGUACCUGUUAGUCUAAUCAAAGAGAGUUGUGGUCUCAAUAGCUUAUUUAUCUAUCCAUGCUGUUUGCCGAUUCCCUGAGCCAUCCCCACAUAACCCCCAAUUUUCGAAGCUUACUUAGACCAUUUCCAUUAAUGAGGACAAGGAGACACUGGAAACCUAUUAUAACACAAAUUCUUUAUUUGACCAAUAUAAGGGGGCCUCUGGAGCCAGCUAUGGAAGACCUUUUGGAAUUUUGUCCUGUACUUCCUCCCCAGUUCCUUCCACGCACACAUAUUAGAUCAGCCCCAGGAGGUAAUUUUGUACCCUGACCCUACAGCCACUACACUGAAUAAGCCAGCUUUGAUGAGGGUUGUUACAGAAGGAAGAGUUUUGGGGUUUUUUGUUUUGUUUUCAAGUUUCCAAAAACACAAUUAGACAGACUGUGCUCUUGAAAUAUCUCCAACCUGCAGAAUGACUUGUUAUAACAGGUCAGAAACCAGUCUUGUCCGUCACAGGUAAAGGUUUUCAGACAAAGAGUGAUGGGGCUUGUCUGAUUCACCCACAGCCAGAGGGUGGUAAGGUGAAGAAGGUUUGAGAAAUGACCCAGACUACUCUCUCAAGGACCUGUGGUUGUCUUUAGCCAAAGGAAUGGGUUCCAUAGAUGACUUUGGAUAGGCUCAGCUGAGAUUCAGAUCAUCAGCUGGGUGCCCGGGCAUCAUAUUGGCAGCUCCCACUUUGUAAGUUUACAUGUGUAAUGUUGACAGUUUCUGAAUGUUCUCUCCACACCCCCACCACCGCCAACCUCACACCAUGCCCCUUGACCCCCAAACCCAAGAAGACUGCCUUGCUUUGUAAAAAUGCAAGACUUCUGAGGCUGGCCCUCAACCUGGGCCCAUUUCUGUGCUCCCAAACUGAAGGCCUGUUGGAGAGGGGAAGGGGGUGUUGGGUCAAGAUUAAUUUGUUUGGUGGAUGGUGUUUUGUUUUUGUUUUUGUUUUGUUUUUUACUUUGUGUAUAGUUCUGCAAAAUGCUGUUUCCAAUGGACAUGACCUUGUAACUGUGAUUAAUUUCAAUAAAGGGGGUAUUAAGAGUUGGAACAGAU